Molecule: messenger RNA, 3750 nt
Organism: Scheffersomyces amazonensis
Lineage: Eukaryota; Fungi; Ascomycota; Pichiomycetes; Serinales; Debaryomycetaceae
Exons: 2
Coding region: 1-3750 (1249 amino acids)
Biological process (GO): positive regulation of macroautophagy; positive regulation of TORC1 signaling
Cellular component (GO): cytosol; GATOR2 complex; vacuolar membrane
Molecular function (GO): protein binding
Source: RefSeq, a predicted model, not a curated record
AUGAUACUGUGUUCCUUUUUUAGUACUACCAACCCCAACUCCAACCAUCUGAGCUUGGCGAAGUUUGCGUUCAAUAUCUAUGGAACAUUAAAUCAUUCUAAUUCUAAUUCUUAUGAAAGUAGUACAUCACCAGCUUCAUCAUUUAGUUCUAAUAGAUCUAAUUCAAAAAUCCCUGAAACUUUUGAUUAUCGAUCGAAUAAAUUAAUAUAUAAUUGUGAACGAGAAGUUAUAACAUUAUCUCAAUUAAAUUAUCCAUUAAAUAAUUUAUCAAAUACAUUUCCCUCUGAUCAUGCAAUAUCUCAUCAUGUAAUUGUUGGAGGUAGAAAUUAUUUAAGAUUAUUAGCAUUAAAUGAAGAUCAAUCUAGAAUUAUUCAAGAUAUUAAUAUAUUAGAACCCAAUACUUCUCAAUAUAGUUCAAGGGUUACUAGUGGGAAUAAAUUAAAUAAUAUAAAUACUAUUAAAAGUCAUCAUGAUAUUAUAGCUAGUGGAUUAUCUAAUGGAUUAAUUAAUGUAUUUAAAAUUAGUCCUAAUGGGAAAUCUCGAUUAAUUAAUAAAUUUUCUGAUCAUAAACGUUGUAUAAAUUCUUUAGAUUUUAUAACUUCUGGUUCACCUUAUGAACCAUCUAAUUUAUUAAUUUCAGGUUCUCAAGAUGGUUCAAUAAAAUUAUGGGAUUUAAGAUCUUCAACUCCUCGUCCAGUGGUAACUAUUAUGUCAAGUUCUCAUUCUGAUCCUAUUAGAUCUUGUCAAUAUUCUCCUCAUUCUUCAAGUCGUAAUAGAAUUACUAUAUUAUCUGUUCAUGAUUCUGGUUCAUUAUGUAAAUUUGACGUAAGAUCUGGUGGAGGUCAAAAUGUAUUUACACCAGAACGCAAAUGGAAUCUUCAUACUGGUCCAGCAUUAUCAUUACAUAUUCAUCCGGAAAAACAAUAUGUUUUAACAGGAGGUAGAGAUCAAAAAUUAUGUAUUUGGAAUUAUAGUGAUUCAAAUCCUUCAUCAAAUAGAGUAACUCCUGAACAUAUCAUUAAUACUUAUGGUCCAGUAAUGAAAGUUAGAUGGAGUCAAUAUCCAUCGCUUAAAGUUAAUGAUGGAAUGUAUGAGAAUUCUCAACAACUUGAUGAUAAAUUAACCUAUGAAGAACGAGAAGCAUUCUAUUCUACUUCCAAUUCCAACUCCAAUUCCAAUGCCAAUUCUAAUCAUUUAGGAGGUAAUCCACUAUACAAUUAUGAUUUUGCAUGUCUGUAUUUAAAUGAUGAUCCAACCAUUACUGUAUACAAUCUUAAUAGAAAGUAUAUUCCCAAAGAAGUUAUAACUUCAGCCACCACUAAACCUUUUCAAAAUUUUAUUUGGCCAACUACUUCAACCCCAUCAAGAAAAUUAUGGACAGUUACUAAAUCUAAUGUAUUUACAACUUAUGAUCUUGAUAAUCAAGAUGGAUCAGCUGAUCAUGAAAUAUCUCGACCAUUAGAUGAAUUAAGUACUAGUACAUUAACUUGGAAUAAUGGUAUAGGGGAUUUUUGUUUUGUUAAUCAAGAUAAGUAUGAAUAUGAAAUGACAGAUAAUGAAUCAUCAUAUACUAGUGAAAAUGAUGAAUUAGAUGAAUUAUCUACUAAUCAUAUAGAUCGAAGUAAUAAUAAUAGUGUUGUAGAAGAAGAUGAUUAUAAUUCAUAUGAAGAUAUUGAAAUUAAAUUAGGAUCUUUGCCAACUCCAAUUAUAAAUUCUGGUAGUAAUUCUGUUACUUCAUCAUCCUUUGAAAAACCAGGGUUAUUUAGAUCAAAUACUCAUUAUUCAAUAAAUUUUACAAAAUCUCCAUCUCCAGUUCCACGAUCAGGAACUUUUAAUAGUUUACAAGAUCCUCCAUCAUCUAUAACAAGACCAAAAUUACAAAGAAAUGCAUCGACUAAUACUCAAGAUUCAAAUUUAUCAUUUGGUUCAACAGUUCAUUCCAAUAUGACUCCUACUAGAAAGGGCAAAAGAAUUUCUUAUGGUUCAACUUCAACUUAUUUAUCUCCAUUUAUUGUACCUAUAAGUUUACCUAUUCCAAGUAAUGAUUCAUCUGUAUUUAAUGCUUUAGCUAAUAAUUAUUUAAUAUCAAUACCUGAAGGUUUUAAUUUAAUUGAUGUAUGUCUAUUAAAUGCUAGUAUAGCAGCUACAGUUCGAAGACUACGUGAAUGUCAAGUAUGGAGAAUGUUGGCAGUAGCCCUUGAAGAAGAACAUAUCUAUUCUCCUUCAAUUGAAGGUAAUGAAGAAGGAGCAUUAAUUAAUGAACAAACACCAGAUGAACAAUAUAAUAAUAAAGAUAAUAAAUCCAUUCUGUCUGAUCUUGGCAAUUUUGUAGGAUCUUAUAAUUCUAAUUCAACUCAAACAACUAAUUAUGGUGGUCAUAGUGGGAAGAGUCAGAGUGUAGAAUCGUUAAAUUUAAAUAAACAAUCUCAAGAGAAGAUUCCAAUCCGUUCAGGUAGUAUAUCAUCUAAACCAUCCUUAACUAAUUUACUUAAUAAAAGUAGAGGUAAUAGUUUUUCUAAUAUACUAGGAAUUAGUCCUGAUAUAGCUAGUUCAUUUUUAAGAAAGGAUUCAGAUAUUGGUGAUGAAGAUAAAACUGAAAGUGCCGUAGUGGAUGAUGACGAACCAUCUACAGUUAGUGCAAGUUUACAAGGAUCUAAAGUUCCAUCACUAAUAAAUUUGAAUAAGUCCGAACAUUCAGCUCCCAUUAGUAUUCAACCACAAUCCCAACCUAAAGAUUCCAAUUCCAAUUCCAAUUCCAAUUCCAGAAGUUCUCAUAAAUAUUCCUUUACUUCUCAAAGAAGACCAACCUUUACUCUGUCAGAAGAUUUAGAUAAUGAGAAUUUAAAUAUUUUAAAUAAUGCUGCAAAUAAUAAUUCUAGUCCGACAUCUAAUGUCGCAUUUUUGCAACUGGGGGGUAGUCCGAAUUAUUUUAAUCAAAUGCAUCAUCACCUGCAUGCGUCAUUUCUGUCCAGAAGAAGUUCUAUUAUUCAAUCAUAUGGAUUUGGAAGAAUGAGACCAUCACCAGGUAGUGGUACUCAAAUUAUGAGAGAUGAAUUUCUGUCGAAACUGGUAUUAAAUGAAGUUGAAGAAGAAGUGUUAAGUGAGAAAAAUACUGUAAAAUCAGAACUUACUCGAGCUUUAGAAGCUAAAGGUAAAGGUACUGCUACUGCUACUGGUACUGAAGAUACCAAUACUUUAUUUAAAGCAUGGAAAUUAAAGAAUUUAUUAAAGGAAGCAUUAGAUUAUUCAUCUCAACAAGGUGAUAUUGUAUUUUGUUCUACCGUGGCAUUACUUUUCCAUGAACAAUUCUCCGAUAUAAUAAGUGAAGAUAUUGCUCUUGAUUGGAUUUCUUUAUAUAUAGAAAUCCUUCAAAGAAAGAAACUUGAUGUUAUAAGUGCAAAUGUUAUUAAUUGUACUCCAAGAAAUUUACGAAGUAAAAUUAAAGAAUUAACUAUAAAAGAUGUUGAUCUUCGAUUUUAUUGUUGUUGGUGUGAAAAGCUUUUAGUUAAUGAACAAAGUAAAAUGAAAUUUCAAAAGAAUAAUAACAAAGAAGAAUUUGGUUAUUGGUAUUGUGAUGAAUGUUGUAAAAAGCAACUGAAUUGUAUAUAUUGUCAUGAACCAUGUAAAGGGUUAACUAUUGUGGUAAGUUUAAAGUGUGGUCAUAGAGGACAUUUUGGAUGUUUAAAGGAAUGGUUUGUUGAAGAAGAGAAUAUAAUAUGCCCUGGAGGCUGUGACUAUAAUAUAUUAUAG